Chaetomium fimeti is the source of this 1803-nucleotide messenger RNA. RefSeq names its product threonine ammonia-lyase precursor. Lineage: Eukaryota; Fungi; Ascomycota; Sordariomycetes; Sordariales; Chaetomiaceae. Gene Ontology annotation, molecular function: pyridoxal phosphate binding; L-serine ammonia-lyase activity; threonine deaminase activity. The record is from RefSeq and is a predicted model, not a curated record. Bases 1 to 1803 code for a protein of 600 amino acids. The transcript is spliced from 2 exons. Gene Ontology annotation, biological process: L-serine catabolic process; L-threonine catabolic process.
AUGGCUUCUUCAGAUACCGCUGUCCCCGUCACAAACGGGGUGGUGGAAGAGAUCGCAGCCGACAAUGGCACCGGUAGCACUACCCAGACGACGCAAACCCCAACACAAACACCUUCUCACAGCGAUGGGCCCCUGGCCAGGACACCCUCCCUGAGCAGUUUCUCGCUCACCGAAUAUAGCGCAAAGCCAAUGCCUUCAUCCGAGAGCAGAAAUUCGCACAUAAAGAACAUUGUCCCCGACGAGUUUCUUUUGCCCAAUGGCAACCCCGAUUACUUGCGCCUCAUCAUCACCUCAUACCCCCGGGUCAGGGAGGUAUGCAACGAAAUCCCGCUGGUCCACGCGGUCAACCUUAGCAACCGCCUAGAAUGUAAGGUGCUGCUGAAGCGUGAGGAUGAGCAGCCCGUGUUCAGCUUCAAGCUGCGGGGCGCUUACAACAAGAUGGCCCAUCUGGACCGCGCCGAGUCGUGGAAGGGGGUGGUGUGCUGCAGCGCCGGCAACCAUGCCCAGGGGGUGGCGUACUCUGCCAGGAAGCUGAAGAUACCCGCUACCAUCGUGAUGCCCAAGGGCACGCCCAGCAUCAAGCAUCUCAACGUUUCGAGAAUGGGGGGUCAUGUUGUGCUCCACGGGGGUGACUUCGACGAGGCCAAGGAGGAGUGCGCCCGGCGGGAAAAGCAGGGCGGCCUGAUCAACAUCCCGCCCUUUGACGACCCGUACGUCAUCGCCGGCCAAGGUACCAUCGGCAUGGAGAUCCUCUCCCAGACGAACCUCCAGAAGCUCCGCGCUAUCUUUUGCUGUGUGGGCGGCGGCGGCCUCAUUGCCGGUGUCGGUGUCUAUGUGAAGCGCAUUGCGCCGCACGUCAAGAUCAUCGGCGUGGAGACCUACGAUGCGGACGCCAUGACCCAGUCUCUCGCGAAGGGUGAGCGCGUCCUUCUGAAGGACGUCGGUCUAUUUGCAGAUGGAGCGGCGGUCAAGACCGUGGGCGAGGAGACCUUCCGCAUUUGCCAGGAAGUGGUAGACGAGAUGGUUCGAGUGACGACGGAUGAGGCGUGCGCGGCAAUUAAGGACAUGUUUGAGGACACUCGGUCUGUUGUCGAGCCCGCCGGCGCGUUGGCCAUUGCGGGACUGAAGAAGUGGGUAACAGCCAACCCGUCUGGCGAUCCGUCAAGGUCCGUUGUCGCCAUCACGUCCGGCGCAAACAUGAACUUCGAUCGUCUGGGUUUUGUCGCUGCCCGUGCCACUUACGGCGAGGGGAGGGAGGCGCUCCUGGCAGCUAAGAUCCCAGAGAGCCCCGGCGCGUUCGCCGAGCUUAUCAACGCCGUCAUGCCCCAUUCCGUGACUGAGUUUAGCUACCGGUACGCCAACGAAAACGAGGCCAACGUGCUGGUUGGUAUCUCGCUCACCGCGCCGGGGAGCCAGCGCGCCCAGGAACUGCAGAGCAUCAUCAACCGCAUCAAGCAGUCGGGAACCAUGGACGUGACGGACUUGUCCGGGGACGAGCUCGCGAAGAGCCAUCUCCGGUACAUGGUGGGCGGCCAGUCCAGCGUUCCGAACGAACGGCUCUACAUGUUCCGCUUCCCCGAGCGGCCCGGCGCCCUUGAGAGAUUCCUGCAGACCCUGCGACCAAAAUACAACAUCAGCCUGUUCCAGUACCGGAACUACGGUGGGGACAUUGGCCAGGUGCUGACAGGCAUCUUGUGUCCAGACGACGAGGUAUGCGAAUUGCAGCAGUUCUUGAAGGAGAUUGGGUACCCGUGGGAGGACUGCACGGACUCUGCAGUAUUUAAAACCUUCUUACGGGCGUAG